AUGGAAAAAAUUCAAAUUAUUUUACUUUCAUUACUUCUUACUAGCCUAAUCUUAAUUUCUCCUACACUAGGAGCCCUUAAACAAGGUUUUACAACCGAUCUUAUACACCGUGACUCUCCAUUGUCUCCAUUGUACAACCCUUCCCUAGACAAAUGGGAACGUGUAAGGAAGUCCAUACAACGUUCGUUCUCUCGAGUCAGUCGAUAUAGCCUAACAUCAUCGGUGUCUCUUAACGACGUUGUGUCCGAAGUGAAGCCUGCUAGAGGGGAGUAUCUCAUGGAGGUGUACUUAGGUACUCCACCAGUUAAACAACUUGGGAUAGUUGAUACCGGAAGUGACCUUAUUUGGACACAAUGCCAACCUUGUACAGAAUGUUUAAAACAAAAACUUCCCAUUUUUAACCCUAGAAGGUCCACCACGUACAAAGUCCAAAGUUGUGAGUCCAAAGCGUGCCAGGCUUUGGACCCUAACCAAGCCUCGUGUAGUACAAGAGACACUUGUGAGUACACUUAUACGUAUGGAGACCAGUCCCAUACUCAUGGGGAUGUGGCCGCGGAAACCUUGACUUUUAAGUCUAGGACCCGCGGUAACUCAUCCUCAUUCCCUAAGAUUUCCUUUGGUUGUGGUACUGAUAACUCUGGAACUUUUUCAGAAGAGGGAUCUGGUUUAAUUGGUCUAGGGGGUGGGCCACUUUCAUUGGUUUCCCAACUAGGCUCGUCGAUUGUGGGUAAAUUCUCCUAUUGCCUAAUCCCCUUAGCCGUCGAUGGGAACUUCACAAGUAAAAUUAAAUUUGGGACAACAGGAGAAGUGUCGGGACGUGGUGUUGUCUCCACACCCCUAGUCCAAAAGAGUCCCGAAACAUUCUAUUUCCUUACUUUAGAAGGAAUAAGCGUUGGUAACGAAAGAAUACCCUUCGCUAGUUCCAAACGUUCUCCUUUAUCCACCAACAAUUACGGGAGUGAAGAGGGUAACAUAAUAAUCGACUCAGGUACCACAUUGACCCUUUUGCCCGAGGGUACGUACAGCCAGUUAUCCAAUUCCGUGAAACGGGUUAUUCGAGGCACACCCGUGUUGGAUCCAUCCGAGACAUUGGACUUGUGUUACAAAGCAAGUAGAUCCCUUAAGUUACCAAAUUUAACAGCACACUUUACAGGGGCGGAUGUACUGUUGACGCCGGAUAAUACAUUUAUUAAUGUAUCAGAAGAUGUGGUGUGCUUUGCUUUUGUAGCAGCACAAGAUAUUUCAAUCUUUGGUAACGUAGCUCAAGCUAACUAUUUGGUGGGAUAUGAUCUUGAAGAAGGGACAGUCUCCUUUAAGCCUACUGACUGCACUGAGGGGCAGUAA
Messenger RNA from Chenopodium quinoa (quinoa), 1344 nucleotides. Its product is annotated as aspartic proteinase CDR1-like. Gene Ontology annotation, biological process: proteolysis. Bases 1 to 1344 code for a protein of 447 amino acids. The transcript has a single exon. The record is from RefSeq and is a predicted model, not a curated record. Gene Ontology annotation, molecular function: aspartic-type endopeptidase activity. NCBI's taxonomy places the organism in Eukaryota, Viridiplantae, Streptophyta, Magnoliopsida, Caryophyllales, Amaranthaceae. Gene Ontology annotation, cellular component: extracellular region.